This is a messenger RNA of Nilaparvata lugens (brown planthopper), 1056 nucleotides long. RefSeq names its product actin-85C. The transcript has 5 exons. NCBI's taxonomy places the organism in Eukaryota, Metazoa, Arthropoda, Insecta, Hemiptera, Delphacidae. Gene Ontology annotation, biological process: mitotic cytokinesis. The record is from RefSeq and is a predicted model, not a curated record. Bases 16 to 1047 code for a protein of 343 amino acids.
CUGCGACAUGGGCCCAUGUAUUCAUCAUCGCCAGUGCAAGUGAGUCCUGAUUAUCUGAAUGUGCUACCGCCUACCAGAACGAGGAGAACGCUCUUACAGUCCACUGUGAACCCGCCAUACCCGAACGAGACGCUUUUAAAGGAAAAAGAAGUUGAGGAACGUUUGCUUACCCUGACCACAUUUCUGUCGCCGUUGUAUUCGACUUUGGCCCCUGAGUCAUUCAAAAAUCAGACAAAAUUUAAAUGCGAGGCGUCAGAAUGCCGACUGGGUUUGAAGCCAGGACGGCCUUUCUCGGGGGUGACCGCAUGCAUUGAUUUUUGUGCCCAUGUGCAUAGAGAUGUGAACAAUAUGAACAACGGCUGCACGAUGGGAAUUAUGGUUGAUAUGGGACAGAAAGACAGCUACGUGGGUGACGAGGCACAAUCGAAGAGAGGAAUUCUGACGGUGAAAUACCCGAUCGAGCACGGAAUCGUGACCAACUGGGAUGACAUGGAGAAGAUCUGGCACCACACCUUCUACAACGAGCUGAGAGUGGCACCAGAGGAGCACCCUGUCUUGCUCACUGAGGCACCCCUCAACCCCAAGGCCAACCGAGAGAAAAUGACACAAAUAAUGUUUGAAACAUUCAACACACCAGCCAUGUACGUUGCUAUUCAAGCCGUGCUGUCGCUCUACGCUUCUGGACGAACAACGGGUAUCGUGUUGGAUUCAGGAGAUGGAGUCUCCCAUACAGUUCCUAUCUACGAAGGUUACGCUUUGCCUCAUGCUAUUCUGAGAUUGGACUUGGCUGGUAGGGAUCUGACUGACUACCUGAUGAAGAUCUUGACUGAGAGAGGCUACAGCUUCACCACCACGGCUGAGCGAGAAAUCGUCAGAGACAUCAAAGAGAAACUGUGCUACGUAGCUCUGGACUUUGAGCAGGAGAUGGCUACGGCCGCAUCUUCCAGCUCACUUGAGAAGUCUUACGAACUUCCUGACGGCCAGGUUAGUAAUACAGUAUACUUCCAUUAUUUUCGCAAAUUGCUCAUCAUUUUUAUAUACGUGUAACAGAGAAUU